AUGCAAAGGGAAGUAAAUAGCAUAGUUGCAAAAUCAUUGCAAAAAGCUUAUAAUCAUGACAGAACUGGAAACGUAGGGAAGGCAUAUGCAUAUUACACAGUUGUAGCAGAAUUAUGUCCAACAUUGAGAUUGGAUAUUGAAGAAGCUUUUGUUGAUGUACUUUGUCAAUGGGGAAUGCAGCUUGCAUAUGAAAACAGAUUUUCAGAUAUUGUUUUAUGUUAUACACGUUCUUUAGAUAUUUAUCCAAAUAAUCCUCGUAUGUUAAAUAAUUUUGCAGCACAUCUUCUAAGGAAUAAUGAUCCAAUAACGGCAAUAAAAUACCUAAAAAGAGCCCUGCAAGCCAAUCCCAAUUUUCUACCAGCAGAAAGAAAUUUACAAAAUGCAUUUAGUAUGGCUGUAGAUAGGUGGCACUUUCCAAUGUUGAAUGACAAACAAAGAAAUAGUGCAUUUGAAAGCGUGAUACAAAAGAAAAUUUCUCAAGGAUAUGACACUAUAUUAGACAUAGGAACUGGUACAGGAUUGUUAAGUUUAUAUGCACAUGACGCUGGUGCUGAGAAGGUUUAUGCAUGCGAAUAUUCAGUAGCAAUGAUUAAAAUUGCUCAAAAAGUAUUUGAAAGUAAUAAUGCCAAAAAUAUAAUAUUAUUGCCCAAAUUUUCUACAGAUCUUGCAAUACCUGCUGAUAUUACAGAAAGAGUGAAAUUAAUAGUGACAGAAACUUUUGAUGCUGGUUUAUUUGGAGAACAUGUAAUACCAUCUCUGUUAAGUGCUCAUACAAACAUAUUACACAAAGAUGGCAUAGUGAUACCCAUGAGUGCUACACUUUAUGUAGCUGCAGUGCAAUGUGAAUAUAUAAGAAACAAAUCAUCUGUAGUUUUUGAUGAAGUACAAAAUUCUUGUCCUUUAAAUUUUGAUAAUAUGUCUAUAUUAUUGGAUGAUGAAUAUUAUGACACGGAAUAUUUAAAAAAUGUGAAAGUUAAUUAUAUUACAGAACCUAAAGUUCUUUUUACUGUCAAUUUUAAUGACAUAUCAGAUUUACAAAAAUUUAAUGUGGAUGGUGUAAAGAGUUCUGUAAAUGUAAAAUGUGAGUAUGAUGGCACCAUAGACUUGCUGGGAGACACAUUAACAAUUAAUGGAGAAAUACUAAGAGGAAAAUUAAAAUGUUCUUAUACAACAAAUGUUACUGUAUUUAAUAACCAUAAUCAUACAAAAUUUUUAUAUCGUUUACCAAAGGAAGUUAUAACAUUUUUAAAUGACUUUGAAUAUAUAAAAUUACUUACUGAAGUUAGUAAGUCACUCAUUAACAAAGAAAUAAACACUAUUUUGGAUACCUCUCCGUUUCCAAUUUACGGAUUCAUGUUAUUGAAGGAAAAUAACUACAGUCAAAUUUUGUAUUAUAAAACUGAAAAUGAAACUCUUCGUCUUCUUAUAGAAGAAGUUGCAAAACAAAAUGGUUUUAAGGAUAAGAUACAUAUUGUAUCAAACUAUACAACUAUUAACAUUUCUUUAGAUACUAUAUUUGUUCAUGAUUUUGACAUUAAAGGAGAACUAAAAGAUCAUGGUCAAGAACAUAAUCAUGAAUUUUUUAGAUGUAUGCUGAAACCAAAUGGUAUCUUAUUACCCGAACAAAUAUUCCUUGUUGGGCAGCUUGUGUUUUCAGAAGAAUUGGCAAAUAUGGUUUAUGUAAAAGAUGAAAACUUACAGAGGCGGUCAACUUUAAUAUUUAAUACAACAAAUUCUAAAAAGAAUAACUAUCAAAAUAUAAAAAGUAGUUUUAACAACAAAAAUUCAUAUGGAAUCGCUCAGCAUAUUAAUGAAUUUAAGAUAAAACAGAUUUUUGAUUUAAAUUCAAGUUUAUAUCUAUAUGAACCUUUAUCCAAUAUAAAUAUACUGACAGAAAUAAAAGAAAGUGAAAUUGCUGAACAGAUAGUCAAUUUUGGUAAAAUAUAUGCAACUACUAACAGGCCAUUACCAAAUGCACUGAUUUGCUGGUAUAAAAUUAAAUUGACAUUAAAUCACAAUUACGACACAAAAAGAAAUGGAUCAUUCAUGAAUCACACAGCAAUAUUGCUAGAGGAGGAAUUAAAAAAUAUUGUUCUGCAAGGUAACGAUGUGUGUAUAAAAGUUCAACAGGCUGAGAGCAUGAUACAUAUAAAAGUCAAAUGACUCAAUAUA
This is a messenger RNA of Dufourea novaeangliae, 2172 nucleotides long. Its product is annotated as putative protein arginine N-methyltransferase 9. NCBI's taxonomy places the organism in Eukaryota, Metazoa, Arthropoda, Insecta, Hymenoptera, Halictidae. Gene Ontology annotation, molecular function: protein-arginine omega-N monomethyltransferase activity; protein binding. The record is from RefSeq and is a predicted model, not a curated record. Gene Ontology annotation, biological process: peptidyl-arginine methylation. The transcript is spliced from 8 exons. Bases 1 to 2163 code for a protein of 720 amino acids.